AUGUGUGAAUUAGAUACAGUUCCUAAUAACGGGAUAAACAGUUUACAGAGUUUACCUCUACAGCGGCUCCAAACACAACUCCACCUCUACCCACAACUCGGGCUCCAACCACAACUCCAGCUCUACCCACAACUCAGGCUCCAUCCACAACUCCAGCUCUACCCACAACUCAAGCUCCAACCUGGGCUACAACAACUCAGGGCUCAACCACAACUCCAGCUCUACCCACAACUCGGGCUCCAACCACAACUCCAGCUCUACCCACAACUGGGCUCCAACCACAACUCCAGCUCUACCCACAACUCAGGCUCCAACCACAACUCCAGCUCUACCCACAACUCGGGCUACAACCCAACUCAAGCUCUACCCACAACCUCCGGGCUCCAACCCAGAACUCCUCUCCUACCCACCCACUCGGGCUCCAAACCACAACUCCCAAGCUCUACCCACAACUCGGGCUCCAACCACAACUCCAGCUCUACCCACAACUCGGCUCCAACCACAACUCCAGCUCUACCCACAACUCAGGCUCCAACCACAACUCCAGCUCUACCCACAACUCUGACUCCAACCACAACUACAGCUCCAGUCACAUCAACUACAGCUACAGCUACAACUAGUCUAACUCCAAUCACAGAAGCUCUCAACCCAUCUACUCUAACUCCUAUCACAACAACUCCAAUAACAGUAACUCAAACGCCUACGACAACCACAACUCCAAUUUCAACCACAUCCUUAACCACAACAACUGCAACAACUCAAACUCCAACCACAACUACAACUCCAAUUUCAACCACUUCCACAACCACAACAACUACAACCACAGCAACAACAACAACCACUCCAACCAUAACCACAACUUCUACUCCAACCACAACCACAACUCCAAUUUCAAUCACAUCCUUAACCACAACAACUGCAACAACUCAAACUCCAACCACAACUAUAACUCCAAUUCCAACCACAUCCUUAACCACAACCACUACAACAACUUCAACUCCAACCACAACAACAACAACUCCAAACACAACCACAACUUCAACUCAAACCACGACCACAACUCCAAUACCAACCGCAUUCACAACCGCAACAACUACAACAACUCCAACUCCAACCACAACUUCAACUCAAACCACGACCACGACUCCAACUCCAACCACAUCCACAUCCACAACAACAACUCAAACUCCAAACACAACAACUUCAACCUCCACUACAACAACAACAACAACAACAACAACUCCACCUCCAACCACAACAACAACAACAACUCCACCCCCAACAACAACAACAACAACAACUCCACCUCCAACCACAACUCCAAACACAACCACAGCUUCAACUACAACUACAUCCACAACCACAACAACAACUACAACAACUCAAACUUCAACCUCCACUACAACAACAAUAACACCAGCUUGUUUGGAAAGUAUUUGUAUAAAGUGCAGAGCAGGCAUCAUUAUAGGAGAAAAAGGACGCUUGGAAGUAGGAUUCAGUUGCACUAGAUCAGGAUGGAUGAAAAGCUUGGGCGACUGGCUCCGUAGAGUUCUCCAAGAUGCGUCUGACCUUUUCGAAACGUUGGGAGAAGCACUAGGAAUAAGAAGAAAACGCCCUGCCUCAUACUCAAUAACUGUGCCCGACAACAAUACGAUAGUCCUCUCGUCUUACUGUGGACUAGGUACCUCUAUGAUGGGUACUCCAACAACCAUUUACACGUACCUGGUGAACUACUACUUAUCUUUGAACACCAGCAGUGAUUCAGGGGUCCUGUGUAUGACCUUAUUGCUCGCCGAGUUUGUGGCUCUCGUGGAGAACGGGACGGUCAGCUUCCCCCCUAGCGACAUGCCUAUUCUCCAAAAUGACACCGAAAACGUUAUCGAGCAGAUAGGCAUUCUCUUGGAUGAAUUGGAUAUAUCUCUGUCAACAACAACAAGAACGCAGACUUCUGUAACACCCGACGAGGAGACUCCGCCGCCUGAGGCAAGAAGACCAAAGAGCAAAACGAAUCGUCUGUCUAUACAUAUCAUACAGAAUGUUGCUUUGCCAUAGAAGUGAAAACAAACUUUCCCUUCCAUCCAGACGGAGCAACAGGCAAACAAUGAAUGGACCGCAUUAUCUUAAGGGACUUAGGGAACUUGGACAAACCAGAGAGCAUUGGAAACCGCGUUUUUCAGCAGCCACUGAGCACCAUGUGUGCUUUUCAACAAAUCCUAUCAGCUUCCUGUGUGACUUUGAACAUUUUCCAUUCUCUAUCUUGUUAGAAAAAACUCUGGUAACUUUUAGUACCCUUAUUUAAAAAAGAAGAAAAACUUAAGUGAUUUUUAGUAGAAUUUUCUUAAGUAAAUUCAGCAUUUCCAAUCAAUUUUUUCUUAGAUGUUGGUACGAAAUCUUCAACUGCUUUCACAUUCUUUAUCACAAAAAAUUUAUCUAGUAAAAUUUUAACAUGUGAUCUACACAUCGACAAGGAGUACUGGAAACUUCAGUUCAAACUUUUCGACAAUAUGGUGAAAUCCAUGGAACAAGUUACGAAUAAAUUGGCUAGAAUAUCAUAGCAUUCAUUAUUUCCCUGACAAGGAGUGAUUCAUAUUCUGCCAUGCUUCAUAUUGUCCAAGACCAAAUUUAUGCUAUGAACAACAAAUCCCACGAUGUAAGAAAGAAGGGUUAAACUUCUGUUGCUCUCUGUGAUUCUGCUGUAAUUUAAACGCUUUCUGCCAAAAUUAGCAGCUAUAUUACAAUAACAACACUAGAUCACUUUUUUUUUACCUCCUAUUGCCUGCAAUCAAGUCAACUGUAGAAUAACUGUUACAUACAAGGGAUGGGGUUGUAACCUAAACCCUACACAGAAUCAUUGCAAUAAUGGGUUCUGAAGCCCAGAAAGACUUUGGCAGAUAAAUUAUAUGAGAGGAAGUUUCUACGCAUCAUUUUACAAGUUGCCCAAAAGUAUAUAAAUCAAUUGUGUAUACCCUGUACAAUAAUACCUCAUAUUAAGUUGUUUAUUCAUUCCAAGAUGCAUGUCUAAAAAAUGGCAUAGGUUAAAUAAACCCUUUAAAAAACUACCAAGACCCACUACAAACUCAUAUUAGCAACAUUAUAACAUCAUUAAUACUGUACAUGUAUAAUAAGUUGUUUGAUAGUGAAGUAUUUUGCUUCGUUUUGAAAACAAUAUAUAUUUGUACAAAUUAAUUUUAUACAUUGUAACAAAAUUUUUUUAUGUAAGUCACACUGUAUACAGCAUAAGCAAUCACUGAACAUUGCUAGUACUGUUAAUGUACAAUAAGCCGUUAGUAUGUUAAACAGGUAGCUGUCUUUAUAAUACAGUAAAUUUGUACACGUUAAUUUUAAAGUGUAAUGAAAAAUAAUCAUCCUGUAAGAAACAACUGAGUUUCGUAUUUUCAUAACUGAUGGGUGAAAGCUGGAACUACAUG
Macrobrachium nipponense is the source of this 3428-nucleotide messenger RNA. Its product is annotated as mucin-2-like. The record is from RefSeq and is a predicted model, not a curated record. The transcript has 8 exons. Lineage: Eukaryota; Metazoa; Arthropoda; Malacostraca; Decapoda; Palaemonidae. Bases 1 to 2052 code for a protein of 683 amino acids.